This is a messenger RNA of Sesamum indicum (sesame), 2566 nucleotides long. NCBI's taxonomy places the organism in Eukaryota, Viridiplantae, Streptophyta, Magnoliopsida, Lamiales, Pedaliaceae. The record is from RefSeq and is a predicted model, not a curated record.
AUCUCUUCCCUAAUUCUCAGCACUUUGCUCAGCUGUCUGCUCAUCUUCUAUUUGUUCUAUUCUCCCGAUACAUUCCCACUACCCACUACGCGCGCACAAAUUCAACAUCGGCGUCCAAUCCAUACAUACACCUACAGAUACUUCUACCGGAGAUGUGGCGCUGCGUGUCCCGUGGCCUACGCAUUCCCUCCAAGAAUUCCAUGGUGGAUCACACCUAUGAUGCCGUGGUCGUAGGCGCAGGAGGUGCGGGGCUGCGUGCUGCGAUAGGAUUAUCGGAGCAUGGUUUUAAUACAGCCUGCAUUACCAAGCUAUUCCCUACUCGCUCCCACACAGUUGCGGCACAGGGUGGGAUAAAUGCUGCACUAGGAAAUAUGACAGAAGAUGAUUGGAGGUGGCACAUGUAUGACACGGUUAAAGGAAGUGAUUGGCUAGGUGACCAGGACGCCAUUCAGUACAUGUGCCGUGAAGCACCAAAAGCAGUUAUCGAGCUUGAAAAUUAUGGGUUACCAUUUUCCCGGACAGAAGAUGGGAAGAUAUAUCAACGUGCAUUUGGUGGUCAAAGCCUCAAUUUUGGAAAAGGUGGACAGGCAUAUCGUUGUGCUUGUGCUGCUGACCGGACUGGGCAUGCUUUGUUGCACACUCUGUAUGGCCAGGCUAUGAAACAUAACACACAAUUUUUUGUGGAAUACUUCGCCCUUGAUUUACUCAUGGGCAAUGAUGGUAGCUGCCUAGGUGUAAUUGCCUUAAACAUGGAGGAUGGCACCUUGCACCGGUUCCGUGCUGCCUCUACAAUUCUGGCAACUGGGGGUUAUGGUAGAGCAUACUUUUCUGCGACAUCUGCUCACACUUGCACUGGAGAUGGCAAUGCUAUGGUUGCUCGGGCAGGACUGCCACUCCAGGAUCUUGAAUUUGUUCAGUUUCAUCCAACGGGCAUAUAUGGUGCUGGGUGUCUCAUCACUGAAGGGUCCCGAGGUGAAGGUGGUAUUCUUAGGAAUAGUGAAGGUGAACGAUUCAUGGAACGAUAUGCUCCAACAGCUAAAGAUCUUGCAUCUAGAGAUGUUGUAUCAAGAUCUAUGACCAUGGAGAUCCGUGAAGGGCGUGGUGUUGGACCCUUGAAGGAUCAUAUCUACCUUCACUUGAAUCACUUGCCUCCUGAGGUCCUUAAGGAAAGACUUCCUGGCAUUUCCGAAACAGCAGCUAUUUUUGCUGGUGUGGAUGUUACAAAGGAGCCAAUCCCUGUCCUACCAACUGUCCAUUAUAACAUGGGUGGAAUUCCCACAAAUCACCAUGGAGAGGUGGUUACCAUCAAAGAUGAUGAUCCAGAUGCUGUGAUUCCUGGAUUAUUUGCCGCUGGAGAAGCUGCUUGCGCAUCAGUUCAUGGUGCCAAUCGACUGGGAGCAAAUUCACUUCUUGAUAUUGUUGUUUUUGGUCGGGCUUGUGCUAACAGAGUCGCGGAGAUCCAAAGACCAGGAGACAAACAAAAGCCACUCGGAAAGGAUGCUGGAGAAAAAACUAUUGCAUGGUUGGACAAACUUAGGAACUCAAAUGGUUCCCUUCCAACCUCCAAAAUCCGGUUGAACAUGCAACGGGUAAUGCAAAACAAUGCUGCUGUCUUCCGGACACAGGAAACACUUGAGGAAGGUUGUCAGUUGAUUGAUAAAGCAUGGGACAGUUUUCAUGACGUGAAGUUGAAGGACAGAAGCUUGAUAUGGAACUCAGACUUGAUAGAAACUAUUGAGUUAGAAAACCUUUUGAUUAAUGCAUGCAUCACCAUGCACUCUGCUGAAGCAAGGAAAGAAAGUCGAGGAGCUCAUGCACGUGAAGAUUUUACGAAAAGAGAUGAUGAGAACUGGAUGAAGCAUACACUAGGAUACUGGGAAAAUGAGAAAGUUCGGCUCGACUACAGGCCAGUUCACAUGAACACACUUGAUGAUGAAGUUGAAUCGUUCCCCCCAAAGGCUCGUGUGUAUUAGCAGGCUUGCCAAUGCCAGAAAAUUUGGCACUUCAGGAGAUUGAUUUUUCUGCUAAUGUUAAAGGAAGGUUGCAAUAAUUAAUAAAAAAGUGAAAAAUUUUGGCAAUAAUUGUAGCAUAUAGAAGUGCUAAUGCUAUGCAACCCGAAGUGUGCGUAAUCAUAAAGUGAAACUGAUGUACUCCUUUGUGCUUACUUCUUACCAUUUAUUGGCUGAUGGGUCGUUUACGGAGUUUGUUCCAUGUGUUUGAGGCAUUCACUUGUUGAUUCUUGCAUAGCCGAGUUGAGACUUAAAUUGCAACGAAGAACUCCGCUAAAUGUAGUAGGACAGAGGCCGCCCAAUCUCUUGCUAAAUUCGUGACUCAAGUGUCUGUAAACUACUCUUGUGCAUCCGUGUAUUUCCAGGAUGGUAUUGCAGGGAAAAAUAGAUUAGAUUUCCCAACUUUAACAAAAUUGGUUUUGUAUCAACUUUGUAGACGAGGAUCACAAUUGUUUUGUUCAAUGCUGUCUUAUUGAAAGAAUCAACCAAGUUAAAUGUUUAGAAGUUCAAGUGCUAGAGCGUUAAUUAUGCUUUAUGUCGACAGCAUUUUGGUUGUU